CUGACUUGGAACAGAGCAAACAGGCACAGCCGCCGGAGCAUAGACCCAGUCCACCCGCUCGCGCCCUCGGAUCUCCCGCCUCCGGCGAGCGAGAUGCCCCCUCCGCCGCUGCCCGCGCCGCCGGCCUCCGCCAGCGGCGAGGCCGGCGGCGGCCGGCGGCGGUGGCAGCACCGGCUGAGCCCCACGCUCGUGCGGGACCGCUGCUACACGCGCGCCUUCCGCUCUGCGGGGCUCCGAUCAGCCUCCGUGCCGCUCCCGGACGGCGCCAUCGUGCACCUCUGGCUUCCGCCCCCUGCCGCCGCCGGAGCCCCCUGCCCCUACCCGGUCCUCCUCCUCCACGGCUUCGGCGCGAGCGCCACCUGGCAAUGGGCCCCCUUCCUCCGCCCGCUGCUCGCCGCCGGCCUCGCGCCCUACGUCCCGGACCUCAUCUUCUUCGGCGCCUCCGCCUCCCCCGCCGCCGACCGCUCCCCGGCCUACCAGGCCGCCUGCGUCGCCGCCGCCAUGGCCGCGCUCCCUGGCGCGCCGCAGCGGUACGCCGUCGUCGGGGUCAGCUACGGAGGGUUCGUGGCCUACCACCUCGCCCACGCGUUCCCCGCGGCGGUGGAGCGGCUCGUGCUAAUCGCGGCGGGAGUGUGCCUCGAGGAGGCCGACCUGGCCGCGGGGCUUUUCGCUGUCGAGGACAUCAACGAGGCGGCCAGCGUUCUGCUGCCGCAGCGGCCGGAGGAUCUCAGGAGGCUGGUGGGGCUCACCUUCUGCCAGCCGCCGCGGUUCAUGCCGUCUUGCUUCAUCAGGGAUUACAUUAGGGUUAUGUGCACUGAAAAUGUGAAAGAGAAGACUGAGUUGUUAUAUGCUUUGAUCAAUGGUAGGAAGCUUUCAGACCUUCCUAAAAUUAACCAGCAAACCUUGAUAAUUUGGGGAGAGAAGGACCUGGUCUUUCCAUUGGAACUUGGCCUAAGGCUGAAGAGGCAUUUGGGAGAUACUUCCGAACUGGUCAUCGUCAAGAACACCGGUCAUGCCAUAAACCGCGAAAAGCCAGCAGAACUUUGCAGACUUAUAAAGAACUAUAUCGCUGACCCCUCAGUCAAAUAUCGAGAUGACCACAAGGGAUCUUGGAAGAAGGCGAUAAAGAGGUUUGCCAGGUCGAGCCUGAGAAAGGUGGACUCUUCGCGUUCACUUCUAUAGCACAUACAUAUACUUACCUUUACGAUGCAAGAGGUUUGAUUUGAUUCUUUGAUUGUGACACGCACUUGGAUAAAAUUCUGACAAUGUGUAAGGUUCAGUUAUAUCUAUGGCCACUAUGUAGCAUCCACAGUUGUUUGACCGAAGAAGUUUGUGCUGGUUGCAUCUGACUGUGACAAAGGAAAGCACAAAAAGUAGCCAUAGCGUAUAAACGAAUUACUGAGUACAAUGGGCCUAGAAACAGCUAUGUUAAGCUGGCCUGGCAUAUUACCCAAUCUAUUGACAUAUUUGACGUCA
Molecule: messenger RNA, 1476 nt
Organism: Phragmites australis (common reed)
Lineage: Eukaryota; Viridiplantae; Streptophyta; Magnoliopsida; Poales; Poaceae
Exons: 5
Coding region: 94-1182 (362 amino acids)
Source: RefSeq, a predicted model, not a curated record